CUGCCAGCAGGUGGAGGCCUGAAACAUUACUGUGAUCACAACAACAACAGAUUUCUCUAAAGAACAAGAAACAACCCUGGGCCCAAGAAAAUGGAUUUGUCUGCAAAAAUCUCAGAUCUUCCCAGUGGUCCCUUAGAUGUCUACAGAAAAAUGGCAUCCUUCAACUGGAAGGAAAUGCUGAGGUUCAUGGAUGGUGAGGAAAUAAUUGCUUUCAAGCAGCAUAUUUUCCACACCCUAGAGAACGACCCGCUCUUUGCCAGGCAACCGGGCGAGGAUAUCUCGCUCGAACUGAGGAGAGAGCUUACUUUUCGCCGCUGCAAACAGCUGUUUAAGUACAACUUCCUGGACCAGGAUGAGAUGAUGCAGAAUCCGUGGAAGGUAACGGUUCUCAACGACUGUGUGGGCAUGUAUGAUUGGUCCUUAGGGGCCAAGUUCUUCCUCAACAAAGGGAUGUUUGCACGUACAGUGGAUAGCUCUGGAUCUCAGAGGCACUUCAAAUUUGUGCAGGAUACAGAAGAUAUGAAGAUCUAUGGCUGUUUUGCACUGACAGAACUGAGCCAUGGCAGCAACACAAGGCUCAUGAGGACAACAGCUAAAUAUGACCCUAGCAGCCAGGAGUUUGUAAUAAACUCCCCAGACUUUGAGGCAGCAAAAUUCUGGGUUGGAAACUUAGGGAAAACUGCCACCCAUGCUGUUGUGUUUGCCCAGUUGUACACACCUGAUGGAGUCUGUCAUGGACUGCACUCAUUUGUGGUUCAGGUUAGAGAUCCCAAAACAUUACUGGCAAUGCCGGGGGUAAUGGUUGGAGACAUGGGAAAGAAAUUGGGCCAGAAUGGGCUAGACAACGGUUUUGCAGUUUUCCACAAUGUGAGGAUCCCUCGAGAAAAUCUGCUCAACAAAACUGGAGAUGUGACGCCACACGGACAAUACGUGACCCCUUUUAAGGACCCUAAUAAACGCUUUGGGGCCUCACUAGGUGCUUUGUCUGGUGGAAGAGUGUCCAUAACUAGAAUGGCAGUGGUUAAUCUGAAGUUGGCCUUGACGAUCGCUGUGCGGUUCUCAGCCACACGACGUCAGUUUGGGCCUAAAGACGAUGAGGAGAUCCCAGUAUUGGAGUACCAGCUACAGCAAUGGCGACUUCUACCAUAUGUAGCAGCAGUCUAUGCACUGGACCUGUUCUCCAAAUCCUUUUACAUGAACUUUGUGGAGUUUCAGAUUGGUCUCUUGAUGAAGGACAGUAGUGACAGACAGGCUGAGCUGGGUAGAGAGAUUCAUGCCAUGUCGUGCUCUAGUAAGCCUCUGGGUUCUUGGACAGCUCAGCGGGGCAUUCAGGAAUGCCGUGAAGCCUGUGGAGGGCAUGGAUACCUGGCCAUGAACCGCCUCGGAGACAUCCGUGAUGACAAUGACCCGAACUGCACAUAUGAGGGAGACAACAAUGUUCUUCUACAACAAACUAGCAAUUAUUUGCUUAGCCUGCUCCAGCACCAGCAGCAAGGCAAAGGAAGAAUUGAGUCUCCCCUUGAGACAGUGAACUUCCUGGACAACUGGAAAAGAAUUUUGGAAAGCAGCAGGUUCACAGCUGCCUCAGUAGAGGAGUGCAUGGACUCAGCAGUGCCUCUGGCAGCGUAUAAGUGGCUGGUGUGCUUCUUGCUGUGGGAGAGUCAGAGGAAGCUGAGUGAGCAGAAAGCUCUGGGGUUGGGAGACUUUGAGGCACGCAACAACAGCCAGGUGUAUUACUGUCGCUCAUUGGCAAUAGCCUACAUUGAGCACACGGUUCUGCAGCGCUUUCAUGACAUGGCUAGGGAUGAUCAAGCUCCACCAAGUGUCCGAUCAGUUCUGAGGAAGAUGUGUGCUCUCUAUGGCCUCUGGACGCUCACCAACCACAUGGCCAUCCUCUAUCAAGGAGGCUAUAUGUGUGGAAAAGAGCCAGCUGACUUCAUGCAGAAUGCUGUCCUCAGUCUCUGUAGACAGCUCAAAGAUGAUGCUGUGGCUUUGGUUGAUGUAAUUGCUCCUCCUGACUUUAUUCUGAACUCACCCAUUGGCAACGCUGAUGGUGAGCUCUACAAGAACUUGUGGGCUGCUGUCAUGCAGGGAAAGAACGUUCUGGAACGUCCAUCUUGGUGGGCGGAGUUUUGUUCUGACAAGCCGGUAGUGGGAUCCCUCCGAGCCAAGCUCUAAUGAGCAGGUCUGUUGUGUGCUGCUUCAACCUUGGCAUAAUGUCCAUAUUAAAAGGAAAAAGCUUUCUUUAAUAAAUCCUCUAGUUAAAUUUCACUCACACUAUCAAAGAACAAAGACGUUAGAUCUGGAUUAACACAUGAUGAUGAUGAUGAUAAUAAUAAUAAUAAUAAUAAUAAUAAUAAUAAUAAUAAUAACAGAACAAGCAUAAUGCAUUGUUUUUGCCUUCUAACAAAACUUACUGUAGAAUAUAUACUUCGGAUAAGUAGUUUGGAUGAGUGUUGGAUUUUAUCAUGUUUAUAAUUAUAUAUGAAAUUCUAUAAUUUAAUAUUAUAUAUAAAAGGAUCUAAUAUGAUCAGCAGUGCAAUAGUGUUAGUUAUAAAAGAAACACAUUUGUGUCGUAUAAUUACGCUUAUCUUAAUAUUACACAUAUUUAUUAUUAUAGUAAUUAUUAUUAUAAAUUGUUCUAAUCAGCAGUUACUAGACAAUUACUAUUUUAACUGUUUCUGUAAUUUGCUGUACAAUUAUAUUUUCUGAAAUGAUAUUGAUAAAAAUGGUUUGAAAUAUCAGUUUGAUUUACAGUUUUGACUUGACAUUAUUGGAUAAAUAUUACAAACCCUUUGCAAAUGUUUGGUGGAAUGGUAUUUUGUUUAGAAUGUUGUUCUAAGUUAACCUAUAAACAGGUAAAACUCUAUAACAAUGCUCAAGUUAAAAGUAAAGUCACAUCUGUGUUUCCCUUCUACGUUCAACUCGGAUCACGGAAGACUGCAGCUCCACAGAGAUUUAUAAAGAUUUAUGGUUUUCCUUCUUCAAUUUCAAGUUGUGUUAAAUGAGGUAGAAUACUAAACACUUCAGUGCUCCAUCAUUCCUGAAUGAAACUUUUCAAGUAUUUUAGCAACCGACUCAACAGCACAUUUUCUUUUCCAUAGUCUAGGGAUUUUUAGAUGUAGUGCAGGUGUUGCAUUCCUGAGCCAACACCUGGCUGACAGUUAAAAAUCACAUAAAAAUAGGUUUUUCUACUAGUGAUGGUUUUAUGAAAUUUGUUUACUUAUUUAAUUUGCCGUUAAUUGGUUUAAUCUUAUAUGUGAGACAAAUCUGUUAAGUGACAUUCGUUUGUUAGAAAAAAAACCUACUAAAACAAUUUCAGCACAAAAAA
Messenger RNA from Tachysurus vachellii, 3331 nucleotides. RefSeq names its product acyl-CoA oxidase 3, pristanoyl (gene acox3). Gene Ontology annotation, cellular component: peroxisome. The record is from RefSeq and is a predicted model, not a curated record. Gene Ontology annotation, biological process: lipid homeostasis; fatty acid beta-oxidation using acyl-CoA oxidase. Gene Ontology annotation, molecular function: pristanoyl-CoA oxidase activity; FAD binding; fatty acid binding. NCBI's taxonomy places the organism in Eukaryota, Metazoa, Chordata, Actinopteri, Siluriformes, Bagridae. Bases 91 to 2178 code for a protein of 695 amino acids. The transcript has 18 exons.